ACAUGGGUUGUGUUGGACUUGACAGCGCUUUCGGUCAUGAAAAGAACUGCUACUCUUUGUUAAGUAAAGUGUUGCGAGAUCUGGUCCCAAAACCAGACCGAUCCACCCAGAUGGUCGUCGCCGCCUCACCGGCGGACACCUGUGACGGCGCGUCGACGUGAAGUGUGGCCGCUGGCUCGCACGACCACUUAUUGCGCUAGCGCUGUUAGCUUUACAACAGGAUGUCGCUUCACGGCAAAAGAAAAGAAAUCUACAAAUACGAGGCGCCAUGGACGGUGUACGCGAUGAGCUGGAGCGUCCGCCCGGACAAACGCUUCCGCCUGGCGCUGGGGAGCUUCGUGGAGGAGUACAACAACAAGGUCCAGCUGGUGAGUCUGGAGGAGGAGAGCUCUGAGUUCUUGUGCAGGAACACGUUUGACCACCCGUACCCCACCACCAAGAUCAUGUGGAUCCCAGACACCAAGGGGGUCUACCCGGACCUGCUGGCCACCAGCGGGGACUACCUGCGCAUUUGGAGGGUCGGCGACACAGAAACGCGCCUCGAGUGUUUGCUGAACAACAACAAGAACUCUGACUUCUGCGCUCCGCUCACGUCCUUUGACUGGAACGAAGUGGAUCCUAAUCUGCUGGGUACUUCGAGCAUUGACACCACCUGCACCAUCUGGGGGCUGGAGACCGGCCAGGUGUUGGGGCGUGUCAACCUGGUGUCCGGGCAUGUGAAGACCCAGCUGAUCGCUCACGACAAAGAGGUGUACGACAUCGCCUUCAGCCGAGCGGGAGGCGGCAGAGAUAUGUUCGCCUCUGUGGGGGCCGAUGGGUCCGUCCGCAUGUUUGACCUCCGGCACCUGGAGCACAGUACCAUCAUCUAUGAAGACCCUCAGCACCACCCGCUGCUCCGCCUUUGCUGGAACAAGCAGGACCCCAACUACUUGGCCACCAUGGCCAUGGACGGCAUGGAGGUGGUCAUCCUGGAUGUACGUGUGCCUUGCACCCCGGUGGCUCGGCUAAACAACCAUCGCGCUUGUGUCAACGGCAUCGCCUGGGCCCCCCACUCGUCAUGUCACAUCUGCACUGCAGCCGACGACCACCAGGCUCUGAUCUGGGACAUCCAGCAGAUGCCACGAGCCAUUGAGGAUCCCAUCCUGGCCUACACGUCCGAAGGGGAGAUCAACAACGUGCAGUGGGCGUCCACGCAGCCGGACUGGAUCGCCAUCUGCUACAACAACUGCUUGGAGAUCCUGCGUGUCUAAAACCACGAACACUUGUGUGAAGAAGAGAAAGCUCCUUCUUGGUUUUCUAGUCUUCGUCCCACUGCUUUCCAGACACGGAUGAGGUCACGAGUGAACUUUCUGAGCGUGUUUGGAGAAUCGCACACCAACCCCACGAUAACCCACUUCACAUUCUGUCCCUUGUCUGUCCUCCGUUGUCCUUCUAUUAAACGUAUGAAGCUCUUAUUUAUUUUGCUCACACGGUAAGGUACAGAAGCUUUGAAAAUCCGAGCGGCUGUGUAUGAAAAUUCGAUUAUUUUUAUACCUCUUGGUGUCAUUUCAGCCAGCUGUGAGAUUAUCAGGAAGGGUUUCGAUGUCGGGUGUUUCAUCUUUUUGAGUUAUAAAGGUACAAACUGCUGAAGAUGACCUCUCUGGGAAUACGUGGGAGCCUUCUUGUGGACUCAUACCAUGUUAUUGAUGAUUCAAAGGUCCGUCUAUGAUGGUCCCUGUAAGAUCUUUCAAACGGGUGUUUGUCCAGUUUUAUAAAUUGUCAGAUAACCUGAGAGGGAUUAGUAAUCUGUCAUCAUAUGAUGCGUUUUAGUUUGGCUUCUGACGCUGUGAGGCCGCCACGUCCAGCAUCUCUCGGGAACCUACCGGAGCAGUGUCGUCCCGCCCUUUGAACUCCCCACUUAUUCUCUUCUUUAUUUCUUUGUGCUUUUGAAAGCUGCCUUUUCUUUUGUGUUUUAGAGUUGUGAAAAUGGGAGCAGCGUGAAUCAACUUCCUGGCUCAGUCUGCCUCUCUUUUUAGUUGUUUCCCAGUAAUUAACGGGUCAUGUCCUUGUAGCAUGCCAUUACAAGGCAACACUGUAUAUACAUAUAUCAACUAGAGAUGUUGGUAAGACAGGUGUUCAUGUUGCAGCUUUUUCAUGAAGUUUGUUAUUGAAUUUGCUCUAAUAAAUUGUGUUCCUCGUUGUCCCAGGAACAAACAUGA
This is a messenger RNA of Pseudoliparis swirei, 2198 nucleotides long. It is a transcript of the gene dcaf7, whose product is annotated as ddb1 and cul4 associated factor 7. The record is from RefSeq and is a predicted model, not a curated record. Lineage: Eukaryota; Metazoa; Chordata; Actinopteri; Perciformes; Liparidae. Gene Ontology annotation, cellular component: nucleus. Bases 222 to 1250 code for a protein of 342 amino acids. The transcript is spliced from 7 exons. Gene Ontology annotation, molecular function: protein binding.